ACCCGCCCCUCCCCAGAGGACAGCGUCCAGCUCCUCUCGGGGGCUGCCUGCCCGCUGCUCCUUCUCUGCCCACCUACUAUGAGGAGCAGCUCCUCCCACCUGCACAUAAAAGCCAAGUGCAUGUUACCAGCAGCAGAUCAGAGCACUUUCCCGGUCCUCUCCUGUGGGAGCCCCUGAGCCUCUCUGCCCGGAUCUUACGUGCUCAAGGAGCAGUUCUGCAGGUGGAGCAGCCUCUGCUGAGGAGACAGAGCCCAGCCCCGUUGUGUCACCAAAAGGCAGGAGCAGGGACCGUGGUCCUCAGUUCUGCAAGCCGGCCAGGUCUAACUGUGUCUGUACAGUGUUCCCCAACUUUGAGGUUCUUUGGAGUGAUUUGGGAAGUACCACCACGCCACUGUGACCACCAGAAAUAUCCUCAGGUGAUGGCUGGGCCGCCCACCCCUCUGCAGCUGCUGGGAGUGCUGCUUACCAUUGCCCUGGGCUACGUUAGGCUCAUUCAGGCUGGUGCCUACUAUGGGAUCAAGCCACUGCCACCUCAAAUUCCUCCUCAGAUCCCACCGCAAAUUCCGCAGUACCAGCCUCUGGGCCAGCAAGUACCUCACAUGCCUUUGGGCAAAGACGGCCUCACCAUGGGCAAAGAGUAUCCACAACUACCCCAAUAUAUGAAGGAAAUUCCAUCGGGGCCAAGAAUGGGCAAGGAAGCAGCACCCAAGAAAGGCAAAGAAAUACCGUUAGCCAGUUUAAGAGGGGAACAAGGUCCCCGUGGAGAGCCUGGCCCCAGAGGACCCCCUGGGCCCCCUGGUUUACCAGGCCAUGGGAUACCUGGAAUCAAAGGAAAGCCGGGGCCACAGGGAUAUCCAGGAAUUGGAAAGCCAGGUAUGCCUGGAAUGCCAGGAAAACCAGGAGCCAUGGGAAUGCCUGGGGCAAAAGGCGAAAUUGGACCCAAAGGGGAGAUCGGGCCCAUGGGGAUCCCAGGACCACAAGGACCUCCGGGGCCUCAUGGACUUCCUGGCAUUGGGAAGCCAGGAGGGCCAGGGUUACCAGGGCAACCAGGAGCAAAGGGUGAUCGAGGACCCAAAGGACCACCAGGACCUCCAGGCCUCCAGGGUCCUAAAGGAGAGAAGGGCUUUGGGAUGCCAGGUUUGCCAGGGCUGAAAGGUCCUCCAGGGAUGCACGGCCCUCCAGGCCCUGUUGGACUUCCAGGAGUGGGCAAACCAGGAGUGACAGGCUUCCCUGGGCCCCAGGGCCCUCUGGGAAAACCAGGCCCUCCAGGAGAACCUGGGCCACAGGGCCCUGUUGGAGUACCAGGGAUUCAAGGACCUCCUGGGAUACCUGGAGUUGGAAAACCAGGCCAGGACGGAAUCCCUGGACAGCCAGGAUUUCCAGGUGGCAAAGGGGAGCAAGGACUGCCAGGACUGCCAGGACCUCCAGGACUUCCAGGGAUUGGGAAACCAGGCUUCCCUGGAGUCAAAGGUGACCGUGGCGUGGGGGGUAUUCCUGGGCCUCUUGGGCCAAGAGGGGAGAAAGGACCAGUAGGUGCCCCUGGAAUAGGAGGGCCCCCAGGAGAACCAGGCCUGCCUGGAAUCCCAGGUCCUAUGGGCCCUCCAGGUGCUAUUGGUUUUCCAGGACUCAAAGGAGAGGUUGGGGCUGGGGGGCCACAGGGACCGCCAGGUCCCAAGGGUGAGCCAGGACUUCAAGGCUUCCCAGGAAAGCCAGGUUUCCUUGGUGAAGUGGGGCCCCCUGGCGUAAGGGGUUUGCCAGGUCCCAUAGGGCCCAAGGGGGAGGCUGGGCUCAAAGGUUUACCAGGGCUCCCUGGGGCUCCAGGGCUGCUUGGACCUAAGGGAGAACCUGGAAUCCCAGGGGAGCAGGGUUUACAAGGCCCCCCAGGCAUCCCAGGGAUUACAGGCCCUAGUGGCCCCAUUGGUCCACCUGGAAUCCCAGGCCCCAAAGGGGAACCAGGCCUCCCAGGCCCCCCUGGGUUCCCUGGAGUAGGGAAACCGGGAGUGGCAGGACUUCAUGGCCCCCCAGGGAAGCCUGGUGCCCUUGGUCCUCAAGGCCAGCCUGGUCUUCCGGGGCCCCCAGGCCCUCCAGGGCCCCCAGGCCCUCCAGCUGCAAUGCCCCCUACACCACCACCCCAUGGAGAGUAUCUGCCAGAUAUGGGGCCGGGGAUUGAUGGCGUGAAAGCUCCCCAUGCCUACGGGGUUAAGAAAGGCAAGGACGGAGGGCCAGCCUAUGAGAUGCCUGCAUUUACUGCUGAGCUGACUGCACCUUUCCCCCCGGUGGGGGCCCCAGUGAAGUUUGACAAAGUUCUCUAUAACGGCAGACAGAACUACAACCCACAGACAGGCGUCUUCACCUGUGAGGUCCCCGGUGUCUACUACUUUGCCUACCAUGUUCACUGCAAGGGGGGCAACGUGUGGGUUGCUCUGUUCAAGAACAACGAGCCCAUGAUGUAUACAUAUGACGAGUACAAAAAGGGCUUUCUGGACCAGGCGUCCGGGAGUGCGGUGCUGCUGCUCAGGCCCGGGGACCGGGUGUUCCUCCAGAUGCCCUCAGAACAGGCUGCAGGACUCUACGCCGGGCAGUACAUCCACUCCUCAUUUUCAGGAUAUUUAUUAUAUCCCAUGUAAAAGAAAAGGAAGAGAGAUUAAAUAGAAGAAAAAAAGUGACAAUGACGCACCAAAAAAUCCAAAUGAAAAACACACAACCGCUUCAAAAUGUUUAUACAGUUGGAAAGUUAUAUUGAAGUGAAAAUUUGGACCAUCAUGUACAAAUAAAAACUCAAAUGCAUGUUUAAUGCUCUGCACAGCAGCUUGUAAUUGAAAAUAAUGGGAAGAAAUUUAUGUAUCAGAUACUGACGUGUGUUGUACCCACUGGAAUCGUAUUUGCUGAUGUAUGUUAUAUGCUUCCAUGGUAACCUGCUUACUCAGAUCAGUCAAAAUAUUUCCGUAUGAAGGAUCAUAGCUAAUGAAAGUCACUCAUAUUGUUUAUUUUCAAAUAUCUAUAAGUACAGCUUAAAGACACAGAAAUGAGAACAAUUGCAUACCGUAUUUACUUGCAUAAUUUCCUCUGUAUUUGUGCAGACACUUUGACAUGGUUGGGGGGGAGCUGGGUAUUACUGCCCCAGCAGGAGUGUAUGGGAUCGAGCGGUUGGGGGGCGGAGGGGGGAACCAUGACACUGCUUUAGUCCAAAGGAUACUUCUUUCUUGUCAGAGGCCGUGUCAAUUAGCAAUGGGAGUCCUACUCAAAAUUGGGUCUCUCUAGAGACCCUGGGUGGUGCAAAUCGUUAACCACUCAACUAUUAGCUAAAAGGUUGACAGUUCAAGCCCACCCGGAGGCACCUCAGAAGACAGAGCUGGUGAUCUGCUUCCAAAAACGUCAGAGCCUUGCAAACCCUAUGGAGCAGUUCUACUCUGACACACAUGGGGUCACCAUGGGUUAGAAUCACUUCAACAACCACCAGCAACAGGGUCUCUAAAAGGACAGGUGAACCAAUCAACCAUUGUGCAUUUACUCAGUGCCCUCUGUGUGCCCAGCACUGCACGGGACACUUUUGUGGGGUAUCAGACAGUGCCCCCCAAGGAGCUAGCAAGCCAGGUGGGAGACAGGAGCAGUGAUUUACUCAUCUGUUCCUCAAAGUCGGAUUUUUUUCUUUCUGAUUUUUUUUUUCUCUCCAUGUAAUUUCUACUGUGACCCAACUAUUAUAAACACUUGGAAGUUAUUAGAAAAAAAUAAUAAUAACCUCUCCCUCAAUAACUUUCCAGUUUUGUGGAAUGUUUACUAUCAAUAGAAGUUAGUAACUGUGUUUACGUGCAUAUAAAAAUCCCUCCCCUGCUUGACUACACACGUAAAUGACCACAAUGAAGUUGCAACCGUGAAGGACAUACCAAUAUUUCACAGUAGCUUUUAAGUUUCAAACGAAUUUUCCUGUAGUAUAUAUGUAAGUUGACUCAUCCUCUGAGGUUCCGGAGUAGAUUUUCAAAAUCCACACCAGUCCUUAUUUGGGAGAAAAAGUUUCAGGAUUGCAUAGCAAACUACAUUUUUAUUUGAAAAAACAAUUUCGCAAGUUUAAAAUCUGAAAAUGGAUGUGCUGCUUCCUGGUGUAGGUACUAAAAUUGUAAGUGAAGAACUAUUUUUUAGGAGCAAUCUGUGUGGGAGCCAUCUAGAAUGUCAAAGGGCAAAGACCAUCCACGCUUUUUAAGUUGCCUCGUAUCCAGCCCAUCGAGAGCCAGCUGGGCCCCAUACAUGUUUGUAAAAGAGAAAUAAAUAUUUUUCCAGAUUUUCACUUAGGCACAUGCUAACUGCUUCAGGUAUUCUAAUCUGGCCUCAAAACACAGAAGCCAUUUCAAGUCUGUUCUUCGCUUGCUGCUGAUACGAUGAGCUACUAGGGGAAUUAUGUGGGAUUGUGGUGGUAGAAUCUUGUUACCUUUUCCUCAAAAUUAGAUGGAUACAGAUGGGAAAAUACACAAAUAAAUAUGGUAUAAAUGCACGUGGAAA
Molecule: messenger RNA, 4494 nt
Organism: Loxodonta africana (African savanna elephant)
Lineage: Eukaryota; Metazoa; Chordata; Mammalia; Proboscidea; Elephantidae
Gene: COL8A1
Product: collagen type VIII alpha 1 chain
Exons: 5
Coding region: 420-2627 (735 amino acids)
Molecular function (GO): protein binding
Source: RefSeq, a predicted model, not a curated record